GCCGGGCUGCAAAUCCAUCCCAGCCCAGGCGCAAGGCCUGCUCCGGCUCCAACAUGCCCUUUGACUUCAGGAGAUUUGACAUCUACAGGAAGGUGCCGAAGGACCUCACCCAGCCAACAUACACCGGGGCGAUCAUCUCUGUCUGCUGUUGCCUCUUUAUUCUGUUCCUCUUCCUUUCGGAGCUCACGGGAUUCAUAGCCACAGAAAUAGUGAACGAGCUGUACGUCGAUGACCCGGAUAAGGAUAGCGGAGGCAAAAUAGACGUCAGCCUGAACAUCAGUUUACCUAACCUGCAUUGCGACUUGGUGGGGCUGGACAUCCAGGAUGAGAUGGGAAGACACGAAGUGGGGCACAUUGACAACUCGAUGAAGAUCCCCCUCAACAACGGGGAUGGCUGUCGAUUCGAGGGGCAGUUCAGUAUCAACAAGGUCCCUGGCAACUUUCACGUGUCUACCCACAGUGCCACAGCACAGCCCCAGAACCCAGACAUGACUCACGUGAUCCACAAGCUCUCCUUUGGGGACAAGCUUCAGGUCCCGAACAUUCACGGAGCAUUCAAUGCCCUUGGAGGAGCAGACAAACGCAGCUCUAACCCCCUCGCUUCUUACGACUACAUCUUGAAGAUAGUACCCACCGUGUACGAAGAUAAGAACGGGAAGCAGCGCUACUCUUACCAGUAUACCGUAGCCAACAAGGAGUACGUCGCUUACAGCCACACUGGCCGCAUCAUCCCCGCCAUCUGGUUCCGCUACGACUUAAGCCCCAUCACGGUGAAGUACACGGAGAGGAGGCAGCCUCUGUACCGGUUCAUCACCACGAUCUGUGCUAUCAUAGGGGGAACAUUCACCGUGGCAGGGAUCCUGGACUCCUGCAUCUUCACAGCCUCCGAAGCCUGGAAGAAAAUCCAGCUGGGGAAGAUGCAGUAACGUCGAAGCACCACGCCGUCUCACCUGGGAACACGAAUGAAGGCUCCACGAUCCAUCCCUCCAUCCAUCCCUCCAUCCCUCCUGGUUCUUCUUUCCUUUCUGUUGGUCUGAAUCAGUUCCGUGAUUUGUCAGUUAAAAGGUCAGGAGGUAGGGU
Molecule: messenger RNA, 1080 nt
Organism: Tachyglossus aculeatus (Australian echidna)
Lineage: Eukaryota; Metazoa; Chordata; Mammalia; Monotremata; Tachyglossidae
Gene: ERGIC1
Product: endoplasmic reticulum-golgi intermediate compartment 1
Exons: 10
Coding region: 54-926 (290 amino acids)
Biological process (GO): retrograde vesicle-mediated transport, Golgi to endoplasmic reticulum; endoplasmic reticulum to Golgi vesicle-mediated transport
Cellular component (GO): COPII-coated ER to Golgi transport vesicle; endoplasmic reticulum membrane; Golgi membrane
Source: RefSeq, a predicted model, not a curated record